AUGCUGCAAAAUCAGAGUCUCUCGCCGACGCUCAGCCCAACAGCGCCAGUUAUGGUCGCGCUGUCGACGUCCUUAGUUGUGCGACCAACAAUAGCAGCGCUGCCAGCGCUCUGCCCACCCGACUGGUCAUACAGCAACACCUACGACUGCAUUAACAGCACCAUGGACAAUGGCAUUGUUAUGGGAGGUACAAGUGCGAGUUUCACCGGACUGCCAGGCCAAGAUGGGGCUGCGUUUGGUGGUGAUGGCAAUUUCACUUUUCCCCCUGACAAUCUGUUGGAUUUCGAAAUUGACCCAUUAGAGCGCGUUGUGUCGACAAUUGUGCCUGUAUUUUUCGGCAUCAUCGGACUUGCUGGCCUGCUAGGCAAUGCACUCGUGAUUUUGGUGGUCGUCGCCAAUCAACAGAUGCGCUCCACAACUAACCUGCUUAUCAUCAAUUUGGCCAUUUCGGAUAUACUCUUCGUCAUCUUCUGUGUGCCCUUCACCGCCACCGAUUACGUGCUGCCCGAGUGGCCAUUCGGCAAUUUGUGGUGCAAAUUCGUGCAGUAUAUGAUUGUGGUCACCUGUCAUGGCAGCGUCUACACGCUGGUGCUGAUGUCACUCGAUCGGUUUUUGGCUGUCGUGCAUCCGGUGACGAGUAUGUCCUUGCGCACCGAGCGCAAUGCAAUGCUUGCAAUAAUCUUUGCCUGGGUAUUGAUAGUGACGACGGCUAUACCGGUGGCGUUAUCGCACUCAGUUCAACUCUACUAUUUCAAAGGGCGGAACUACACAGCCUGCGUCUUCUCCUCGCAUGAAGAAGUCUGGAAUCUCGUUGCAUUUCAGGUGUCCUUCUGUGCAUCGUCCUACGUCACACCAUUGACGCUGAUCUUUUUUCUGUAUAUGUGCAUGUUGGCACGCCUAUGGAAGAGCGCGCCUGGCUGUAAACCGUCAGCGGAAUCGAGGAAGGGCAAACGGCGUGUAACUCGUAUGGUCGUUGUGGUUGUGCUUGCGUUUGCAAUAUGCUGGCUGCCUAUACAUGUUAUACUCGUUCUAAAGGCAUUGGAUAUGUAUGCAUCUACGCACCUAACGGUUAUAAUUCAAAUCAUCUCGCACGUACUGGCGUACACGAACUCUUGCAUUAAUCCGUUUCUGUAUGCUUUCCUGUCGGAGAAUUUUCGCAAAGCAUUCCGGAAGGUCGUUUGGUGUGGUACUCCGCCGCCGCUAAUCAACAACCAGCAGAUCACCAAAACGACGCGCACAACCAACUGCAAUGGCACCUCUAAUGUGGAAAUGUUAUAA
Anastrepha obliqua is the source of this 1278-nucleotide messenger RNA. RefSeq names its product allatostatin-A receptor (gene AstA-R1). Gene Ontology annotation, biological process: G protein-coupled receptor signaling pathway. NCBI's taxonomy places the organism in Eukaryota, Metazoa, Arthropoda, Insecta, Diptera, Tephritidae. Gene Ontology annotation, cellular component: membrane. Gene Ontology annotation, molecular function: G protein-coupled receptor activity. Bases 1 to 1278 code for a protein of 425 amino acids. The transcript has 7 exons. The record is from RefSeq and is a predicted model, not a curated record.